UCUCUCUCUCUCUCUCUCUCUCUCUCUCUCUCGUGCCCACGUCUCUCUCUCAGAUCCCUCUCUACCUCCCUCCCUUUCUCCCUCCCUCUCUAUCCCUCCAUCUUGCUCACAUUCUCUGUCUCUCUCUCUUGCUCUGUCUCGUUCUCACUCCCAUUCUCUCUCCCGUUUCGCUCUCUCUCUCUUUCUCUCCCAAAGUGGGUGAGACAGGAGUACACAGGUGUAUUAACAGAUGAGAGAGAGAGAGAGAGAGAGAGAGAGAGAGAGAGAGAGAGAGAGAGAGAGAGAGAGAGAGAGAGAGAGAGAGAGAGAGAGAGAGAGAGAGAGAGAGAGAGAGAGAGAGAGAGAGAGAGAGAGAGAGAGAGAGAGAGAGAGAGAGAGAGGAAACAAAGUGGAAACAAAGUGCCGAGUUAUCACUUCACCAAAGUUUAAUCGUGUCUUGCGGAGACUUCACCAGGAGCUGAGCAGGGAUGGCAGUGAAAGUGCCUUUAUCUGUCUGAUGAGUCUGCCUCAGGUGGACAUUAAAGGGCCAGGAGAGAAACCAUAGCCGUAGAGUAACUACAUGGACUGAGCGGUGCUACUGUUACUUUGCUUGUUGAUCGAGUGAAGGUGACUUUCACUGUCCUAAAUUAAGCUGGGAAUCCGCUGGAAAGAAGUCGGACACUUUUUGUUGACCUACUUGGCAUAGCGUUUUUGUAUUUGUUAUUUAUUUUUUAGCAAGUUUACAUUUAAUUCAAGCUUGCAUCAGCCACCAUGUCUGGAACCAGCGAUCUACUACACAAAUCGACCCUAUCUGUGUACUCGAACUUGAUGGACCAGUUCAACCCAGGACUUCAGAAUCUGGUUACUUUAGGGAACAGCUAUGUCAAGGCCUUUCAAGCCUUGGGAGUUUGCAGUGAAGCGUACUUCAGUGCUGUGGCCAAAAUGGGAGAACAGGCUAUGCACACACUUUCCUCCCGCUCACUCGGCGAUGUGUUGGUCCAGAUCUCAGAGACUCAGAGGCGGCUAACAGCAGAGAUGGAAGGCGUGUUCCGCUGGUUCCAGGUCGAGGUUCUGCAGGCCAUGGAGAAGAAGGUGAAGCUGGAUGAGGAAUACAUGGAUGGCAGCCGCAGGGUGUAUGAGCUGGAGGUCAGGAACCAAGCAGAGGCCCUCGAGAAACAACUCAGACGAGGGACCUUCAGGGACUCACUGGUACACACGUUAAGCUGUAACACACACACCAAUCUACAAGUCCACUGUAGCAGGUGACCCU
Gadus macrocephalus (Pacific cod) is the source of this 1249-nucleotide messenger RNA. It is a transcript of the gene baiap2l2b, whose product is annotated as BAR/IMD domain containing adaptor protein 2 like 2b. The transcript has 6 exons. The record is from RefSeq and is a predicted model, not a curated record. Gene Ontology annotation, biological process: positive regulation of actin filament polymerization; actin filament bundle assembly; actin crosslink formation. Gene Ontology annotation, cellular component: nucleoplasm; cytosol. Lineage: Eukaryota; Metazoa; Chordata; Actinopteri; Gadiformes; Gadidae. The coding region runs from base 751 to 1245 and encodes 164 amino acids.